UCCCGGGCCGGUGGCGGCGGCGUCCUUGGCCUGGACGCUCCGAAGGGUCCGGCCGCUGCCGCGUGACCAACACCGAAGACCCCGGAAACGCCAUGGAUUCCACGCUGGCACCAGCCGGUUCCGCCACGGGCCCGGUCACCUUCUCCCACGUCUUCGGUCAGCAGUGCCAGCUUAUGGAAGCAGCUGUGCAAUCAUUGUACACCCUCAAUGACCAGAUAUCUCAUUUUAUUGUCACCAAGUCAAAGGCACUGGAAGAGGACAAAGACCCCUUCCUACCCACUGAGAAGGAGACUCUGAAGAGUUCCAUGAUCCUGAUGAGGCACCUCUUAAUGGACGCUCAGGCCAAAAUCCUGAGCAUGAUGGAAGACAAUAAGCAGCUCGCGCUCCGCAUCGAUGGGGCGGUCCAGUCGGCCAGCCAGGAGGUGACCAACCUGCGAGCCGAACUCACGGCCACCAACCGGAGACUGGCGGAACUGAGCGGCGGCGGCGGCCCGGGCCCGGGCCCGGGAGCGGCGGCCAGCGCCUCGGCGGCGGCGGCGGCGGCGGCGGCGGCGGCGGACUCGGCGGCGGCGAACAUGGAGAACCACCAGCACGGCGCGCAAGUGCUCCUGCGGGAAGAAGUGUCCCGGCUCCAGGAGGAAGUCCACCUUCUCCGCCAGAUGAAGGAGAUGUUGACGAAGGACCUGGAGGAGUCACAGGGUGGCAAGUCCUCCGAGGUCCUGUCAGCCACCGAGCUCAGGGUCCAGCUGGCCCAGAAGGAGCAGGAGCUAGCCAGAGCCAAAGAAGCCUUGCAGGCCAUGAAAGCCGACCGGAAGCGCCUAAAGGGCGAGAAGACCGACCUGGUGAGCCAGAUGCAGCAGCUGUACGCCACGCUGGAGAGCCGCGAGGAGCAGCUGCGCGACUUCAUCCGCAACUAUGAGCAGCACCGCAAGGAGAGCGAGGACGCCGUCAAAGCCCUGGCUAAGGAAAAGGACCUGCUGGAGCGUGAGAAGUGGGAGCUUCGGCGCCAAGCCAAGGAGGCCACGGACCACGCCACGGCGCUGCGCUCCCAGCUGGACCUCAAGGACAACCGGAUGAAGGAGCUGGAGGCCGAGCUGGCCAUGGCCAAGCAGUCCUUAGCUACGCUGACCAAGGACGUCCCGAAGCGGCAUUCCCUCGCCAUGCCGGGCGAGACGGUGCUCAACGGCAACCAGGAGUGGGUGGUGCAGGCGGACCUCCCGCUGACGGCGGCCAUCCGGCAGAGCCAGCAGACCCUCUAUCACGCUCACCCCCCGCACCCCGCAGACCGGCAAGCGGUCAGGGUGAGCCCCUGCCACUCACGGCAGCCCUCUGUCAUCUCCGACGCAUCUGCCGCCGAAGGCGACCGGUCGUCCACGCCAAGCGACAUCAACUCCCCUCGGCACCGGACACACUCCCUCUGCAACGGCGACAGUCCCGGCCCAGUUCAGAAGAACCUGCACAACCCUAUUGUACAGUCACUAGAGGAUCUUGAAGACCAAAAACGGAAAAAGAAGAAAGAGAAGAUGGGAUUCGGCUCCAUCUCGCGCGUCUUCGCCAGAGGGAAGCAGCGGAAGUCCCUCGACCCCGGCCUCUUUGAUGACUCGGACAGCCAGUGCAGCCCCACGCGGCAGAGCCUCAGCCUGUCGGAGGGCGAGGAGCAGACGGACCGGCUGCAGCAGGUGGAACUGGUCCGGACCACCCCCAUGUCCCACUGGAAGGCCGGUACCGUCCAGGCCUGGCUGGAGGUGGUCAUGGCCAUGCCCAUGUACGUCAAGGCGUGUGCAGAGAACGUCAAGAGUGGGAAGGUGCUGCUGAGCCUGAGUGAUGAGGACCUGGAGCUGGGUCUGGGCGUGUGCAGCUCCCUGCACCGGCGCAAGCUCCGGCUGGCCAUCGAGGACUACCGCGACGCCGAGGCGGGCAGGAGCCUGUCCAAAGCCGCUGACCUGGACCAUCACUGGGUGGCCAAGGCCUGGCUGAAUGACAUCGGCCUGUCCCAGUACUCUCAGGCCUUCCAAAACCACCUGGUCGAUGGGCGGAUGCUACACUCCCUGAUGAAGCGGGACCUGGAAAAGCACCUGAAUGUGUCCAAGAAGUUCCACCAGGUCAGCAUCCUCCUGGGGAUCGAGCUGCUGUACCAAGUGAACUUCAGCAGGGAGGCCCUCCAGGAGCGCCGCGCCCGCUGCGAGACCCAGAACAUAGACCCCGUGGUCUGGACCAACCAACGGGUGCUCAAGUGGGUGCGGGACAUCGACCUGAAGGAGUAUGCAGACAACCUGACCAACAGCGGCAUCCACGGUGCUGUGUUGGUGCUGGAGCCCACGUUCAACGCCGAGGCCAUGGCCACUGCCCUGGGCAUCCCCAGCGGGAAGCACAUCCUUCGGAGACACCUGGCAGAGGAAAUGAGUGCCGUCUUCCACCCAGCCAACUCCUCAGGCAUCCGGGAGGCUGAGCGUUUCGGAACACCCCCAGGGAGGGCCUCCAGCGUCACCCGGGCAGGGAAGGAGGAGAGCAGCGGCGGCAUUAAAUACAAGGCUGGCCGGCUGCCGCUGGGGAAGAUAGGAAGGGGCUUCAGCAGCAAAGACCCCGAUUUUCAUGAUGACUAUGGCUCUCUUCAAAAUGAAGAUUGUGGAGACGACGACCCCCAGGGCAGGCCAGAGCAGUGCCGGCUGGAAGGCUACAACGGCCUCGAGGUCACCAAUGUGUAAGGGACUGUCGCCCCACCAGCCCCAACACGGACACAUCCGCGGAGGAAGUGUAGCCAGAUGCUGUCACCACUGCACAUAGUGGCCGCGGGCCAGGGAUACGCCCCUCCCUGGCACAAUCCCAGCAGACUGUCGCAGUUUCAGACGGGCGCUCCGAGGAACGAGGGGACACCAGCCUGCCUGUCUUCAGCGGGUUGUGGACCUGUCCGCUCAGUGGGAGGACCUGUCGGCCCAGCCUCUCUAUAACCCAGGCCCCACCCAGAGUGACCGCCAGCCACUGAGCAGGCCGGGUGGUCCCCGGGGCCUUGAACUGAGCUGCCGAGGUUGGAAGGAGGCAGGCAGUUCCCCAAGAGCACCCUCCCAGAAAGCGCAGGUGCAACUCCAGCCGGACACACGGCACCCAGCAAGGGCGGUGCCAGGGGCGAGCAUAGCCUGAGGCUGACCCAUCGGCACGGGGGCCCUUCCAGCCAGCCUGGCGGGGCUCCUGGCUCUAGCACCUGUGCCCCCCACGACUGAGAACCCGGGUUCUGACUCAGCUCGCUGAAUCUCCCUUGGGAGACUGCAAAAUGAGGCGGUCACUCCCUUCCACCCCAAAAGCCAUGGGGCACGGGGGGUGGACGCAGAGAAGAGCCUUUUGCCUGCUCCCAGGCGCGGCUACAGUGCCGGGAGGGUGCGGGGCGGGGAACAGUGCCAGGAAAUGCAGGUUUCCUGUCGUGAGGAUGGACAUCCUGAGGACGGGAUCCGGGCUGACUGACUCAGGCCGGCGACGACCAAGUUCGACAACGGGGUUGGGAUUGGGGGCAGGGAGAUGCUUGUCACUGUUAACCCAACAAACCUGUGUGGUGAGGUCUCAGUCACCUGGAACAGGGGUGUGUUCACCAAUGCCCUCAUGGAGAUGAAGGCUGGAGAGCAAAGUCACUGACGUGGUGGAGAGAACCCCCCGCCCUUUUCCCGACUCUGCCACUGUUUGGCUCUGUGGCUUCUUGCCGGUGGCCUCACCUCUCUGUGCCUCAACCCCUGCAUCCACAACACUUCCUGGUUCCCUCCCAGGGACAUUGUGAGAAUUAACACGUGCUAAUGUCUGUAACCCACUUUGUAACCUCUCAGGAGACAGGUGGCAAGCAAUGAGGCUAGAAGGGAGCUCUGAGUUCCCACUUACAGCACCGGACUGACCUUGAACUGGUUCUCCCCAACAGUGUUCCGGUUGGAACAACAUGCACAAGGAGGAAAGGAAUGCUUAAUGUUCAGACUCUCUAGAGCCCCCAGUAGGGCUUGACCAAAAAAGAGAGAGAGAGAGAGAGAGAGAGAGAGAGAGAGAGAGAAAAGUCCACAGACACAACCCUUGAAAACCAGUCGGAUCCAUGUGUUCGGGCUCGAGUCUGUUGACCUCAGCACUGAGCGAUGACUUGGGAGGGACGACAUGCACUGGAGUUACCCUGACACUUUGGUUGUCAAAGCAAAUCCUUUGUUGGGACCACAAUGCUCGACCGCCAUUGGGGCCAUUCGCACCAGAGUCAAUGACAGGCCUGAACUCCCAAGACUUGAACAGGUGUCGGCCUCCAAGAACCGUCAAAGUACAUGUUCCUCAGCCCAAUGAACCAGAUCCCCCUGCGGGAAAAGCCUAAACCGAGGCCUGAGGAACCUGAGAGUGACCCUUCCUCCCCGAUGCCGGAGACCAUGGUUUUCUCUCUGAUCUUAAGAUAAGCACAGCUUUUCUUGCCCAUGGAAACCAAACACCCAGCUGGUGGACAGGUGGAUGGCCCUCCAUUCAUCUGAUGUUUAGCCUUCUAGGGUCCCAUUUCUGAUUCCGUGGCCUUUGGGGGGCGGGCGGGGCGGGGCGGGAAGCUCUGGUAUCUAAGGUGGCUUUGCUGAGGUUCCAAAUUCCAGCCACAUUCAGCCACACCUGGGGCCUGCAGCCUGGAGGGGGAAGUAAAACGUCUUCUAACCCGAUGCCACAGGUCACUCCCAAGCCAGCCUCCAGGCUGGGUGACCCGGAACCCUGGGAUCUGCCUCUUGGGAAGCAGCAGACCAGGCAGGAAAUGACUCCCACAGGGUGAGCAAGGGUAGCACAAGGGGGCCUGAUUAUCUGAAGCCAACAUUCACCCGAGUUGUCGGAAAUGGAGCUUGCCUUUCCCACCCCCGCUCCACCCCACUGGGGACAAGAUGGGCAAGCGGACAGUAUGGGGGGGGGGGGGUCACCGGCAGGGAUGGCAUUGUCCCCAAAAUGUGCAACAUUGGGCCAGCAGGCCUGGGGCGAUGCAGACAACCUCGAAAGCACCUUUCGGUCCAAAUGAUACCUUAAUAGCACACUCUCUCCUACCUGACGCCCCGGUCCUUGGCAGCCAAGCGACCGUUUGGAAUUGGCUUUUCGUGACUCAAGCGGGCAGGGUGGCCGCCUGCAGAACGGGGACCUGCCACAUCCCGUGCAAAGGGCCUGAGUCGUGUGGCCGUGGAGGGUGAUGUGGCUUCUGGACCUGGGAACAUACGAAUGUGCUUCUUGGAGUGGCAUCAUCUGUGUCCAUGGGCGCUGGCCCCUUAGAGAGGGGUAGUUGGUGCCAGAGGCUGGGGAGAAGCAGAGUAGGCAGAGGCACCCCAUAUUUCUCCCAGAAGCAGGGACCAGGGCCAUCAGGAGGCACCUGCCUGGGGAGCCUGGGUGGCCCUGUCAGUUAUGUGUCCAGCUCUUGAUUUUGGCUCAGGUCACGAUCUUGUGGUCGUGGGAUGGAGCCCUGCAUGAGGCUCUGCCCUGACAGCUCGGAGCCUGCUUGGGCUUCUCUCUCUCCUUCACGCUCUCUCUCUCCCCCUCUCCUUCUCCGUCUCCCUCUCUCUCUCUCCUUCUUUUUCUCUCUCUCAAAAUAAACAUUUAAAAAAAAAAGUCACCUGCCCAGCAGACUCUCAGCUUUCUGACCCAGACACCUCUGGAAGGUCCCUUUGUCAUUAGCUGGGCAGAGCUAUUCUCCUAAAAGUCUGUCUGUCUGUCAGCACCUCAGUCACCCACCUGCCCCCUGGGCCCCAGGCUGCAGGGGGCAGGGAGGAGCCGCAUGACAACCUGGCCCAGAUGAAGGGGAAGGGGAAGGGGAAGGAAGGGGAAGGGCCUCUACGCAGCCCAGGCAGCACAGAGGGGGCCUCAGAACAGCGACCCCAAACCUCGAGGUCACUAAACAGGGCUGACGUGGCAGAACGGGAAGAUGUGGCAGGACACGUCCGCUGCGGGGCCACCCAGACCCUCCAGAGCUCCACGCUGCGCCCACCCCCUUCCCAUCGAAGCCCGUAAGCUCUGGCCCGUCCCGCCCACGCCGCUCUUCGAGGCUCCAACGGGCUCCUGGCGGGUGAGCGGCGAGGAAAGAAAGCCCGUGGGACACGGCGACUUCUGAAGCCCACGUUCUUGGCGACAGUUGGCUGGUGAGAAGGUGUCCUAACACGGAGGGAGUUUGUUGGCCGCAAAGGGAAAAGUUGUCCACGAACAGAGAUGAUGCUCCUGCCUUUUAGUUGCUGGUCACGGCCCCAGCGCCUUCCCAAGAGUGAAUUUUAACACUAUAACAAUAAAUACUACUGCACAG
Messenger RNA from Neofelis nebulosa (Clouded leopard), 6259 nucleotides. It is a transcript of the gene KAZN, whose product is annotated as kazrin, periplakin interacting protein. NCBI's taxonomy places the organism in Eukaryota, Metazoa, Chordata, Mammalia, Carnivora, Felidae. Gene Ontology annotation, molecular function: protein binding. The record is from RefSeq and is a predicted model, not a curated record. Bases 93 to 2705 code for a protein of 870 amino acids. The transcript has 17 exons.